Molecule: messenger RNA, 2183 nt
Organism: Enhydra lutris kenyoni (northern sea otter)
Lineage: Eukaryota; Metazoa; Chordata; Mammalia; Carnivora; Mustelidae
Gene: TPK1
Product: thiamin pyrophosphokinase 1
Exons: 9
Coding region: 106-837 (243 amino acids)
Biological process (GO): thiamine metabolic process; thiamine diphosphate biosynthetic process
Molecular function (GO): ATP binding; thiamine diphosphokinase activity; thiamine binding
Source: RefSeq, a predicted model, not a curated record
UCGAGGCUCCUCAGCUGAGCUCCGAGCGGUCGAUCGUCCUCGCUCCCGCAGCCCCGGCUCCGCUCGCCGCGCGCUUCACCCGCCAUUGUAGGCCUGUAGUCUGAUAUGGAGCAUGCCUUUACCCCGUUGGAACCCCUUCUUCCCACCGGGAAGUUGAAAUACUGCCUUGUGGUUCUGAAUCAACCUCUGGACAAAUGUUUUCGUCAUCUUUGGAGCAAAGCCCUUUUGAGAGCCUGUGCUGAUGGAGGUGCCAACCGUUUAUAUGAUACCAUGGAAGGAGAGAGGGAAAGCUUUUUGCCUGAAUUCAUCAGUGGAGACUUUGAUUCUAUUAGGCCUGAAGUUAAAGAAUAUUAUGCUGUCAAGGGAUGUGAGAUUAUUUCAACACCUGACCAAGACCAUACUGACUUCACCAAGUGUCUUGAACUCCUCCAAAAAAAGAUAGAAGAAAAACACCUACAGGUAGAUGUAAUUGUGACCUUGGGAGGUCUUGGUGGGCGUUUUGACCAGAUUAUGGCAUCUGUGAGCACCCUGUUCCAAGCUACUUGCAUCACUCCUGUGCCAAUUAUAAUAAUCCAAGAGGAAUCUCUCAUCUACCUGCUUCAACCAGGAAAGCACAAAAUGCAUGUAGAUACCGGAAUGGAAGGUGAUUGGUGCGGCCUUAUUCCUGUUGGACAGUCUUGCAAUCAUGUUACGACAACAGGCCUAAAGUGGAACCUCACGAACAACAUGCUUGGCUUUGGAACACUGGUCAGUACUUCCAACACCUAUGAUGGGUCUGGUGUCGUGACCGUAGAAACGGACCACCCGCUCCUCUGGACCAUGGCCAUCAAAAACUAACCCAGCAAGUGGCAUCCAUGGCCGGGCCUCGGAUUCACCUCAUCUGCUGCUGACUUACAGCUCCACAAGAAGAGUUCACCUUGGUUUACAGAAAUUUAAACCUCUCCAUGGGAUGCCCCCUAGUUUUAAAGAUGUUAAUGUUUCGGGAACCCCAGGUAACAUAAAUGACAGAUCUCAACUCUACAGUGAGGGAGAAAAAUUAUUUGUAAAGAAAGUACAUAAGUUCCAUUACAUUCACUUGGAAAACCAAAGUGGGUCAUUCCCCUACAAAAUUCAGUACCGAUUGUUAGCAUUCCAUUUCUCCUAGGGAAUUGUUUUUAAUUUUGAAGCGAGACUGUUCUCUGUUGAGGGUCUCUGGUGUCCAACACAUCAGCUGCCUCCUGCCCAUCCUUAAAUCCUUACGCCGAAGGCUCUGUCUGGUGUUUAUGAACGCUGGAGUCCUCUGUAACAUGGGGAAAAGUUCCUUUGGGAUUGGGCUGUUAGGACGGCGCCAUUUCGCCCUGGCCUUAUUACGGUCUUUGGUAUUAUCUUUUAAAAUAAAUCAAGAGUCACUGACCUAAUUAUUAAAUUUGAAAACAGGCAGUUACGACAGCUGUAGGUGCCGAGACAAACGGCAUGAAGGGUACAUGACAGUUCAUAAAGGGCUCCCGACACUUCACCCCCUCAGCUCUGAGGUGAGAGCAGUGGGCUCCGGUGGAGCAGCAGGUGCAAACUGCCCUCCUCCGAGUCACAACCGAGGCCGGAGAUGCGGUGCAGAGGAAACUCAUGCGUGAAAACGGAAUGGUUUCUGACAUACCGAGACUGAAAAAUAGAGGUCCCCAAACCCCAAGUUAAUGCAGAGGGCCGGGAAAGGCGCGUGACACCAAGUGUAAGAAUCUGGGUCUGAAGGCCCGAGCUCCUGUCCCCGCGCGGCCAUGCACCCUGGGAGGGGAGGGCGGGUGGUGCCCGAGCUUCCCUCCCCCGCGCGCAGCUUCCCGCGCUGCCACCUGCCAGGGACCGGGCAGAGAAGGCUCAGCGUCACCGGCGCGGCCGUUCAGACCACCUGGGACACCGAGGUACGCCCUCGCUUGACGUUUAAUGAGCCCCUCGUCUCCCUUCUUACCCUCUUCGGUCUAUUUCCCAACUCAACGGUGCCGUAGAGCCGCGGCGCGAGAACCCACCCGCCGGGUUUUGCGGACGCGCAUCCCCCGUCUGCUCUCGGGGACCCGCAGCUCUGUCCACCCGGUGCUGCGACGAAGCAGGAGGCAGGUCCUCCGCGCGGUCGUGACCGGGUCCCACGAGAGGGCGGUUGUAACGACGACGCCAGCGCAGGAGACGGGAAUCCGAUGUCAAAUAAAAAUAGUUAC